AGGGCGCCACGCGCGCGGGGACCCGCUUUCGCGAUAUUUGUUUAGAUUAUUUGAGAAUGCUAAUCACGAAUUGUAUCGGGUUUGCGAGUCGUUUCGCCCGGUCUCGAAAUUUAAAAACCACGCAGACGAUAUCGAUCGAGUUGUACGCGUACGAUUGAACCUGGUGACCCGUCGCCCUAACCUCAAAAACAAAGCGCCUAACUUUAGGGUUAAAUUCGUCGCCGAACCGGCUUAUGGAUGGGGUACGCCGUUACUGAGUCGCGUUCAGCGAUGGCCUCCGACGAUUUCGGGUUGCGCAUCGAAGACGACCUGUUCAGCUUCGAGACCGACCAUUUGGCGCUCAAGGGCAACAAAGACUACUCGGAAGUGCUGAAGACGCUCGUCGUGCUCACCGCGCAGCGCGAGCAAGCCCUCAAGGACUACAAGAGGGUGGCCGAGUUGAAAGCGGAAGCGUUGAGGGACCCGCUCGAGACCUUGGAGAGAGUGCGCAAAGACGGGAACCUGGGGCUGCCGCCGAUGCACCAUUUGCCGAAACUGCCGGCCAUCGAUUUCCAAAAGUACGACGUCGCGGUGCCUCAGCACGAGCUGAAAGAGAUCUACUCGGACCCGCAGGUGGACGCCGACGACAAGCUAGACGUGAAGCCGCAGAACGUCGCGAACAACAACGUGUGGACUCCCGAGGAGCAGAAACGCCUCGAGGAGCUGCUCCACGUCUAUCCGCCCGAACCGAUCGAAAUGAGACGCUUCCAGAAAAUCGCCAAGGCGCUCGGAAACAGGACCGUCCACCAGGUCAGCAGCCGUGUGCAAAAGUACUUCGUGAAGCUGUUCAAGGCCGGGCUGCCCAUACCCGGCCGUAUCCCCAAAUCAGGCGAAAAAUACAAGAAAUCCGCAUUGCACAAGCACCAGCGGCACAACCACUACUUGUGGAAACCCUCCACGUUUUUCCCGGACCUGUGCGUGCCCGUACAAAUGGACCCCUUAAACGACGCCCCGGGACCCAGUUGUUCGACGUCCGGGACCCCGGGGACCGACGACACGGCGUGCGAAAAUUACCUGCUGCCGUCGGAGUACGCGCGGGCGUCGCCGCAGGCGACGUCGUCCAAGGACCACGUCGAGCUCCAGCUGGAACUGCUGCGCAGGAUCAGGCUGGAGAAGGAGAAGGAAAACGGCGACGAUUACGCGCCCCAAAGCCACGCGGGAUUCAGGUGCGACUACUGCGACGAGGAGCCGAUAGUGGGCGCCAGGUGGCACUGCGCGACGUGCGCCGAUUCCGUCGAUUUCUGUACCGACUGCGUCGUCGCGCAGAUGUACUCAGACGCCCCCCACCCGCUGACGCACUGGCUGGUGGUGUACGCGGAGGCGGGCGUCGCCGCCUCCAACGGCUCGCGGUGUCCCGAAGGCGACGUCUUCCAGGAAGACGGCAGCUACGGUUCUUCGGAAUAAUUUAUUUUAAUACACGUUCAAUAAAUUUUAAUUUUUUACACUU
Molecule: messenger RNA, 1486 nt
Organism: Cylas formicarius (sweet potato weevil)
Lineage: Eukaryota; Metazoa; Arthropoda; Insecta; Coleoptera; Brentidae
Gene: Atac1
Product: ZZ-type zinc finger-containing protein 3
Exons: 4
Coding region: 238-1443 (401 amino acids)
Molecular function (GO): zinc ion binding
Source: RefSeq, a predicted model, not a curated record